CUGAGAUCAUGCGAUAACUACCUAGCUUUAUUUCCCUUCCUUCAACUACUCGAAUACUUAUCCUGCAGUUUGCUCUUUCAAUUGCUUGAAUACGCCAAUCCUCACAUAGCCUUACUCUUCUUCCACUCCCAGGUCGAGCAAACUCCAAUCCCAUACAAUACCGUCCUAUUGUCGUAUACCACAUUCUUCACCAUGGGAAACGAUGGCGGCUCCAUUCCCAAGCGGCGCGAGCUUGUAAGAGAAGCCGCCCGGCUGCCAACCGCCUCGGAAUUAAAAGCCACGGCCUUGGAGUCUUUGACACACGCUUGGACGAUGUGCCCCUUAUCCGACGUGCCACUCGAUUUCUCCAACACGGUGUCAGACUGGCGGGGGCGACUCUACAACUACGAAUCCGUACUACAGUGCCUAAUGCCCUCAUCUUCCGAGACGCCCGUAUCAGAGACUCAAGAGUCUGAGUUUUCUCGCACGGGGAUAAAGAGCUUGAAAGACGUUGUGAAACUCAAGAUUACAACAAAGAAGGACGAGAAGGGACGUGAGUUCGCGGCCUGCCCCGUCAGCAUGAAGGAGCUAGGCGCUGCCACUAAGAGCGUGUAUAUUGUCCCGUGCGGUCAUCUCUUCGCGGAGGUGACCAUGAAAGAGAUCUCCGACACUGAGACGCAAUGUCCCGAGUGCAGCUCAUCCUUUGAGAAGCGAGACGUCAUACCUAUAUUACCAACGGACGAGGCUGAAGUAGAAAAGCUGGCUAAAAGAGUUGACGAUCUAAGGGCAUUGGGUUUAACGCAUAGCUUAAAGAAGGAUAAGAGUUCCGGCAAGAAGAAGCGCAAGGCCGAUGAUGCGAAGGAGAAUAAAACGAGUAGCGACCAGAAAGAAAACGAUAUCAGCAAGACUGAUAAGAAUAAGGAGGAUAAGAAUGGCAUCGCAAGCCGGAUAAACAAUCCCAUGACUGCGUCUCUCACAGCCAAAGUGCUAGCCGAACAAGAAGAAAGGGCCAAGCGGAGGAAGAUAGCGGAUGGAUAUAAGAGGAGUGAGGCUGUGAGAUGACGUGCCGAGAUAGAUACCAAAGGGACUUGACGUGUAACUAGUCGAUUAAUACCACAAGCUAUGAAGAAGGUCACUAACUUUGCAUAUUACUUAGUUAUUCUAUUCGUGUCUUGUUUGUUUUAAGGGCUCUUUUUCGGAACCGACCUGAUCGUAUAUCAUAAAUUCUUAUCUAAUUUGCCGCAGAUGCCUCCAGGGAAUUGAUUCUAAAGCACUAACUUAUAGGGGCACAAGGACCACAUCACAAUUCGUCCUUAGCAUGGCCAGGCUCUACUGUCUCUUCGCAGACAGCGGGUGUGCCCACUUCCAUCUUGUAAACACACUUCUCUAACUCGCUAACCCGCCAUAACUCUUCGGUCUCAGCACAAGCAAGCCAAACAUCCGUCUUGCGGUUGGGGCCAUUCCAGCAGCCCUGGCCGUUUUC
Daldinia decipiens is the source of this 1462-nucleotide messenger RNA. RefSeq names its product DUF602-domain-containing protein. The transcript has a single exon. Bases 193 to 1041 code for a protein of 282 amino acids. Gene Ontology annotation, biological process: mitotic DNA replication termination; site-specific DNA replication termination at RTS1 barrier. NCBI's taxonomy places the organism in Eukaryota, Fungi, Ascomycota, Sordariomycetes, Xylariales, Hypoxylaceae. The record is from RefSeq and is a predicted model, not a curated record. Gene Ontology annotation, cellular component: nucleus.